CGCCAGAGCCGCCCCGCCCCGUUCUUGACCAAACAUGACAGACUCUGAACAUGCAGGGCACGACAGAGAAGAUGGUGAAUUAGAAGACGGUGAAAUAGAUGAUGCAGGAUUUGAGGAAACACAAGAACAGGAAGCAAAAGAGGAUGAAAAGCAGAAAAAUGAGAAAGCCUACAGAAAAUCAAGGAAAAAACACAAGAAAGAAAGAGAGAAGAAAAAAUCCAAAAGGAGAAAACGUGAGAAACAUAAGCACAAUUCUCCAUCUAGUGAUGACAGUUCUGACUACAGCCUGGGUUCUGAUGUUGAACAUACAGAGAGUUACCACAAAAAAAGAAGUGGUUUCUACAGGGAUUAUGACAUUCCAUUUUCUCAGCAUGGACAUGUAUCAGGAAGUUAUAUGACAUCAAAGAAGAGUCAACAUAACAAAAAAUUUAAGAGUAAAGAAUAUGAUGAGUAUAGUACCUACAGUGAUGACAACUUUGGUAACUACAGUGAUGAUAACUUUGGCAACUAUAGUCAGGAAACAGAGGAAGAUUUUGCUAAUCAGCUUAAGCAAUACAGACAACCUAAAGAUACUUCUAAUACUGCUUUUGGAUCAUCAUAUUCUAAGGAACAAAGCAAAAAACAAAGAAUGAAAGGAGUUCAUCAAGGUAUUGAACAGAGGGCUAAAAAUUUUAAUACUGGCCGUGGACGUGGUUUGCCGAAGAAAAUCAAACGCAAAGACCGAGGGGGAAGAACCAGUAAAGGGCCUAAUGUUUUUUCAGGAACGGAUGACUUUCAAGAGUAUAGUAAACCAGGGAAAAAAUGGAAAGUUAUGACUCAGGAAUUUAUUAAUCAGCACACAGUGGAACACAAAGGAAAACAAAUCUGUAAAUACUUUCUGGAAGGGAGAUGUAUAAAGGGAGAUCAAUGUAAAUUUGAUCAUGAUGCAGAGUUGGAAAAGAAAAAAGAGAUCUGCAAAUUUUAUCUUCAAGGGUAUUGUACUAAAGGAGAGAAUUGCAUUUAUAUGCAUAAUGAAUUUCCAUGCAAGUUUUAUCAUACUGGAGCAAAAUGUUACCAAGGAGACAAGUGUAAAUUUUCACAUGAUGAUCUAACUAAAGAAACAAAGAAACUUUUGGAUAAAGUGUUGAAUGCUGAUGAAGAAGCAAAUGAAGAUGAGAGAGAGUUAGAAGAACUUAGGAAACGUGGCAUAACUCCUCUUCCCAAACCACCUCCUGGAGUCGGACUUCUGCCGACCCCACCAGAGCACUUUCCCUUUUCUGAGCCUGAAGAUGACUUUCGGACAGAUCUCUCUGAUGAUUUCAAGAAAAUUCCAUCUCUCUUUGAGAUAGUUGUCAAACCUACUGUAGAUUUAGCACAUAAGAUUGGGAAAAAGCCACCAGCAUUUUAUGAGAGUGCCACACCACCAGGACCACAAUUUCAGGAAAGCAGCCCACAUAAUCAGCAUAUCUAUAGUUCUGAGUCAAGUCCAGGUCCUGGACCUAAUAUGUCUCAGGGACCCAAUAGUUCUGUGAUUCACCCAGGCUCCCCUGGACAUCAUCCAUGUGCAGGACCACCUGGCUUGUCAAUGCCUCAGAGCCCACCUUUGCCACCUGCUCCAUCUGGAAUUGUAGGCCCUCAUGGUCAAUCUGGAGUACUUGUUCAACCAGAUAUACCUUUGCCACCAACUAUGAGUGACGCUUACCAUUUUUCAGGCUUUCCAGAACACCUGAUGAAAGUAUCUAGGGACAAUCACUCCUCUCCUGGUUUUGCACACCUGCAGAGUCCAGAUGAAAUGCAUCUUAACACCGAUUAUGAGUCUCUACAAAACACAGCUGAAUUUUACGAUAAUUAUUAUUCGCAGCAUGCUGUACAUAAUUUCCAGUCACCCAAUAACUCUAGUGAUGGAAUGUGGCAUGGUGAAUUUACCCAGCAUCAAUCUCCCAUUGCUCAAGAGGCACCUAACCAUGGUAGUGGUUCUGAUGGCGGCAACAGUAUGACAGACCAUGGCUCCUUGCCUGCACCAGGUCUCCUUCCUGCAGUGCAGAGAGCUCUUUUUGUUAGACUAACCCAGAAAUACCAAGAAGGUGAAGAACCAAGCAGCACUCAAACUCUGAGAGGACAAAGCAAGGAAGAAGAUGAUACUGUUAAUUGGUAUUCAAGUAGUGAAGAGGAAGAAGGAAGCAGUGUCAAGUCAAUACUGAAAACAUUACAGAAACAAACAGAAACUUUAAGGAAUCAGAAGCAAACUUCCACAGAACUCAGCACUCCUACAGAUCCAAGACUUGCUAAAGACAAAAAUAAAGGAAACCAAGUUGUUGACCCUAGACUUAGGACUAUCCCAAGGCACGAUAUUAGAAAAUCUGAAUCUACCCCUCUGGAUCUUAGACUUGCUUGGGAUCCCAGGAAAUUAAGAGGGAAUGGCAGUAGUCAUGUGGGCUCUUCUGUUAGUGGAGCCAAGUUUGAUAUACAUAAUGUAAAUGCUGACUGUAAUGUCAAACACAAAAGAGAUGAUGAUGAUGAAGAUACAGAGAGAGAACUGAGAGAAAAAGCUUUUAUAAUUCCUUUGGACUCUUCCCCUGGUGUAGUGCUACAGGAUCCAAGGUCACAACUGAGACAAUUCAGUCACAUUAAAAUGGAUAUUAUCCUAACCAAACCCAACUUUGCAAAACACAUUGUGUGGGCUCCAGAAGACUUACUUCCUGUCCCUUUACCUAAACCUGACCCAGUAUCUUCAAUCAAUUUACCUCUGCCCCCUCUUAUAGCUGACCAGAGACUCAGUAGGUUAUGGAACACAAAAAGUGAUCUUCAUCAAAACACCAUUCCCACUGAUUCUAAAUUAGCUGCUAAAGCCAAAAUUAACACAACAAACAGAGAAGGAUACUUAGAACAAUUUGGAAAUGGGCAUAGUUCAGGAAGUAAAUUAGGAGAUCCUAGGCUACAGAAAACCUUUGAUCCUAGACUUCAUAGACUUCACAAUACAGAGUCUCAUCAAACAGCUAUGAAAGAGUCAUAUAUAUCAAAGGGUGCCCCACAUUUGGCCAGAUCAAAUUCUGCUUCUUCACAGCCCUCUGGGACAGUAGCUAGUAAUUCUGGUCCCAGGGCUUUACCUCCAUAUGCUCCUAAACUCUCAUCAUCAGUUCCACUGGGAACUACAAGUUCAGUUCUUAGCGGUAUUAGCCUGUAUGAUCCUAGAGAGCCUGGUUCAUCAUCAACUUCAGAGCUAACAGCAGAAAAUGGGGACAGCCAGAAAAAAGGUGGUGGCUUAAAAAAUGGUGACAAAACUGAACCUUCUGGAGAAGCAAUUCUACAGAAAACAACUCCAAAUGUGGAAAUCACUGAUGAUGGGGCAGCUAAUCCACAGGCUGAUGGUCUCAAGGGCUCCAGCACAGUUCAAGUUCCAGCAGUGCACAGUCUUCCUAUUCAGGCACUAACAGGUUUAAUUAGACCCCAGUACAGUGAUCCAAGGCAGGGAAGACAGCCAGGACAGGCAAGCCCUACCACAGAGAAUGAUCCCAGUAGAGAAACAGAUGACAAAUCUCUAAAAGAGGUUUUUAAAACUUUUGAUCCAACUGCUUCACCAUUUUGUUAGCUGUUGUCUAUUUAAGCAAUUCUUUUCAUUCUCGUGUCUAUGACAGUCCUCUGCUGUUUUGUAACUGGUUUACCUCUAUAGUUUAUUUAUUUUUAAAUUAUAAACACUUUUCAGCUGCUAGUAUCAGAACCACAUGAAGUUAUAUCCUCUAAAGCCUGUGGUAUUUUAUAUAAUAUUUUUAUAAUUUUAAGAGACUGUAGUAAUUGACAUAGAAACCUAUAUAUCAUGUUAGCUUCAGUAAAAAUACUUUUAUUGUAAAUAAAACAUUAUGAACUCAACAUUCUGCUUGAAAAUAUGCCGGUUUCUUUCAUAAUCAAUGUUUAGAUAAAUAAUCACUUUUAUAAUGGUUGUUAGUUUCAAGCAAUAUGAUGUACAUUACUUUUGAGAAGCAGUAUUUUGACUAGGGUUCUCUAUUUGUCAAACAGAACUGAUUAAUACAUAAUGCUCACUGCUAACUAAAAUGUAAAAUGAAAUAGAAAACGUUUUCUUAACCACAAUUAGCAGAGCAGUUCGUGUUUAAGGCAAUCACUUAUAUUAGUAUUGGCAAUAUUAUUUGUGUAUACCGAGCAUUUGAAUGUCUGAGUAUUUUAUUGUAUACUGUAUCAUUGAAGUUGGAAACAAUAGAUUGUUUGCUAAAGUGAAAAAUUCCCAUUCUGACAUAAAUUUUAACUUAAUUUUUCAUAUAGUUAUGAAUUAUUGCCAGUUAC
Messenger RNA from Suncus etruscus (white-toothed pygmy shrew), 4275 nucleotides. It is a transcript of the gene ZC3H6, whose product is annotated as zinc finger CCCH-type containing 6. The record is from RefSeq and is a predicted model, not a curated record. Gene Ontology annotation, molecular function: metal ion binding; RNA binding. The transcript is spliced from 12 exons. Gene Ontology annotation, biological process: negative regulation of DNA-templated transcription. Lineage: Eukaryota; Metazoa; Chordata; Mammalia; Eulipotyphla; Soricidae. Gene Ontology annotation, cellular component: nucleus. Bases 35 to 3568 code for a protein of 1177 amino acids.